AGGAGCCGCGCGGAGGGCAGCCACCUACUUAAGGAAUGUUUACGGAACUGAACGGGAGAUAAUGCUCAAACAGCAAAAAGAGAAGCCGUGACUGUUCCCAGGGAGCCCGAACAUUCCUGAUAGUACUGCAAGCAUGAAGGAGUUAAGUGUGCGCCAGCAGACCCGGGCACUGCUGCACAAGAAUCUGCUCAAGAAAUGGCGGAUGAAGAGAGAGAGUUUAGUGGAAUGGAGCAUACCAAUUAUUAUAGGACUGUAUAUGAGCCUGCUUUCCUAUUUCAAAGAAAAUAAUCAGGUCCCUGAAGUCCCUCCUCACUAUCUUGGAAGUAUAGAUGAAUUCAAUGGAUCUUCAAUAAUGGUUGUAUACACACCAAUCUCUAACAUAACCGAACAGAUAAUGAACAAAACAGCAUUUGCUCCAACUAUGAAAGGAACAAGAAUCAUCGGGGUACCAAGUAUAAAAGACUUGGAUGAAGUGCUUCUGGAGAAUAUACCACAUGCUUUUGGAAUCAUAUUUAACAACACUUUCUCUUACAAGUUUAAAGUAUUUCUAAUGUAUGGAAAUCCGUUUUUGAAAGAGGACUUAUUAGCUCACUGCUGGGAUAUAUAUUCUCACGUUUUCUGUUCGCUGUCCAUAUACUGGGAACGAGGGUUUGUGGCUUUACAAACCGCCAUUAAUGCUGCUAUUAUAGAAUUCACGACGAACCACUCCGUGAUGGAGGAGUUAAUGUCUGUCGACGGCAUCAAUAUGAAGACAUUACCUUUUAUUUCUAAAGAUAUUUUUCAAUACGAAGUUUUCAUCUUGUUCUGCUUGCUUUAUUUCUCCUCGUUUGUAUAUUUUGCAUCACGCAAUGUCACUAAAGAGAGAAAACAGUAUAAGGAGCUCAUGAAAGUCAUGGGUCUACAAGACUCUGCAUUCUGGCUGUCCUGGGGCUUAAUCUAUGUUGGCUUCAUCUUUAUUAUUUCCAUAUAUGUUGCAAUUAUCAUAACAUCUACCCAGAUUAUAGUGAUGACUGGUUUCCUGGUCAUAUUUAUGCUGUUUUUCUUAUAUGGAUUAUCCUUGAUAGCUGUCACUUUCCUGAUGGCUGUUCUGUUACAGAAAGCUGUCCUCACCAACCUAAUGGUAUUUCUCUUUACCCUCUUUUGGGGGUGUGUGGGGUUCACUGUGCUUCACAAAGAACUCCCCUUGUCUCUGGAAUGGGUUCUGAGCAUCUGCAGUCCCUUUGCCUUCACAUCUGGGAUGGCUAAGAUUAUCUUCAUGGAUUAUAACUUGAAUGGUGCUGUAUUUCCUGACCCUUCAGGAGAAUCAUAUGUAAUGAUAGCAAUAUUUUUUAUAUUGGCUUUUGAUGGUUUUCUCUACUUGGUUUUGGCCUUGUAUUUUGACAAAAUCUUGCUCUCUGGGGCAGAGCACCGGUAUCCUCCAUUGUUUUUCUUGAAUUCAACGUCUUGUUUUCGAAAAACGACUCAUAGAAACAAGAUCAUCGAGAGAGACAUAGACCCUGAGCUUCCUUCAGAUGAGUAUUUUGAGCCGGUAGAUCCAGAAUACCAAGGGAAAGAAGCCAUCAGAAUAAGAAAUAUUAAAAAGGAAUAUAAAGGGAAGUCUGGGAAACUGGAGGCUUUGAAAGGUCUGUACUUUGAUAUCUAUGAGAGUCAAAUCACAGCAAUUCUGGGCCACAGUGGAGCGGGCAAAUCUUCAUUACUAAACAUCCUCAGUGGAUUAUAUGUUCCAACUGCAGGGUCAGUUACAGUCUACAAUAAAAAUGUCUCUGAAAUGCAAGACUUGAAAGAAAUCCGAAAGAUGAUUGGUGUUUGUCCUCAGCAUAAUGUUCAAUUCGAUGCACUCACUGUAAAGGAAAACCUCACCCUGUUUGCUAAAAUAAAAGGGAUUCUUCCACAGGAUGUAGAGCAAGAGGUGCAACAAAUCAUAUUGGAAUUGGACAUGCAGAAUGUUGAGGAUGAUCUUGCUGAACAUUUAAGUGAAGGACAGAAAAGAAAGCUCACCUUUGGGAUUGCCACUCUAGGAGAUCCUCAAAUUUUGCUCUUAGAUGAACCUACUGCAGGACUCGAUCCCUUCUCGAGGCAGCGAAUAUGGGGUUUCCUGAAGGAACGCAGGGCAGACCACGUGAUCCUCUUCAGUACUCAGUUCACGGAUGAGGCAGACAUUCUUGCAGACAGGAAAGUGCUCAUCUCCAAUGGGACUCUCAAGUGCACAGGGUCCUCUGUCUUUCUGAAGAGAAAAUGGGGUCUUGGAUAUCACUUAAGUUUGUUUAUGGAUGAAACGUGUGAUCCAGAGCAGUUAGCAUCCUUCAUCAAUCACCACAUCCCCGAUGCCAAAUUAAAAGCAAAAAACAAAGAAAAACUUGAGUACAUUUUGCCACUGGAAAGGACAAACAAGUUCCCAGAGUUCUUCAGUGAUCUCGAUACAUAUGCUGGCCAGGGCUUGAUGAAUUAUGAAGUUUCCAUGUCAACUCUGAAUGAAGUCUUCAUAAACCUGGAAGGAGGACCAAGUACCACACAGGACUUUGAGAAAAGAGAAACAGUAACAGACUCAGAAAGCUUAAAUGAAAUGGAGGUGGUUUACCCUUCUCUCUCUCAAGCACAGAAGACCUUGAGCAGCAUGAGCCUUUGGAGAACACAGGUCUGUGCUAUAGCAAGACUUCGCAUCUUAAAACUAAAACGAGAGAGAAAAGCAUUUUUGAUCUUUCUACUGCUUAUUGGAAUUGCCCUACUCCCACUGAUUAUGGAACACAUGGCUAAUGCUUUGAUAGAGGAAAAAAAGAACUGGGAAUUUAAAUCAGACUUGUAUUUCCUGUCUCCUGGACAACUCCCUCAGGGUCUGAGAACCAGCCUGUUGGUCAUCAAUAACACAGAUUCAAAUAUUGAAGAUUUUGUCCAAGCGCUGAAGCAUCAAAACAUAGUUUUGGAAGUAGAUGACUCUGAAAACAGAAAUGGUACCGAAAGCCUUUCCUACAAUGGAGCUAUUAUAGUUUCUGGAAAACAAAAGAAUUACAGGUUUUCAGCUGUGUGUAAUACCAAGAGGCUACACUGCUUUCCUAUAUUAAUGAACAUCAUCAGCAAUGGGAUCCUACAUAUGUUCAAUCAUUCACAGUACAUUAGAAUUGAGGAAGAUAUAUUCUCAUCAAAAAUCGUGAUAGUCUGGUUUGGGACACUGGAAGCUUCUCUGUUCAUUCUGUUUAUUCUGUGCAGCGUCUCUCCACAUAUCGCCAUGAGUAGCGUCAGCGAUUAUAAAAAGAAAGCUGAUUGCCAGCUGUGGAUUUCUGGACUCUACCCUUCUGCCUUCUGGUGUGGGCAGGCGGUAGUGGACAUUAGCCUCUUCAGCGGAAUUCUUCUCACAAGCUACUUUACAUUAUACACAACAAGAGUGAUGCACAUUUACUUGACAAGCGAAAUUGUGCUAUCUAUCAUUGCUCUUGCAUUUGGUUGCGCAACUUCUCUUGUCUUCUUGACCUAUGUGAUAUCCUUUGUUUUUGGCAAAAGGAGAAAAAACAGUGGCCUCUGGUCCAUUUGCUUCUUUAUUGUCAUAACCGUUACGUUUGACACAGUUUUGAUUGAUCCCUUCAAUGGCGCAUGGCUUAUUUCUGCCAUCAUGUUAGUCCCUUCCUUCUCAUUGAAUGCGCUCCUGAUUGUCUUGGAAAUGAGAGCCUACCAGUACUAUGAAGAAUUUGGAGAGAGGAAAUAUGGUUUAUCUGGGGUUGAUCUUCUGUUAUGCCUAGUACCUUACUUUCAUACUUUGCUGUUCAUUUUUGUUCUGAGAUGCCUGGAACUGAAAUAUGGGAAGAAUGUCCUAUGGAAGGAUCCCAUCUUCAGAAUAUCUCCACAAAGUCUAAACGUUCAACCAAAUCCAGAGACACCUACGGAUGAAGACGAUGAUGUGCGAGCAGAAAGACUGAGGACAUCUGAUGCCCUGAGCGCUCUGAACUUAGAUGAGAAACCAGUCAUAAUCGCCAGCUGUCUUCACAAAGAGUACGCAGGUCAGAAGAAACGAUGUUGUUCGAAGAGGGCAAGGAAAGUAGCAGUGAGGAACAUCUCUUUUUGUGUUAAUAAAGGUGAAAUUUUGGGGUUGUUAGGACCUGAUGGUGCCGGCAAAAGUUCCUCUAUCAGGAUGAUAGCUGGGAUCACAAAGCCAACAGCUGGAGAGGUAGUCAUAAAAAGGUUCAGCUCUGCUGUGGGUCACCGGGGCGAUGGCACAGCCGAGUUUGGAUACUGCCCUCAGGAGAACGUGCUGUGGCCCAUCCUGACGGUGAAGGAGCACCUGGAGCUGUAUGCCACUGUAAAGGGACUGGGGAAAGAGGAGGCUGUCGUUGCCAUUUCAAGAUUAGUGAAUGCUUUUAAACUACACAGCCAGCUCAAUGUCCAAGUGCAGAACCUAGAGGCAGGAGCAACCAGAAAGCUGUGCUUUGCGCUGAGCAUCCUGGGAAAUUCGCCUGUCCUGAUACUGGAUGAACCAUCUGCAGGCUUAGAUGUGUCAGGGAAGCAACAAGUGUGGCAGGCAAUCCAGGCAGCUGUUAAAGACGAGAAGGGUGUCCUAUUGUCUACCCAUGACCUGGCUGAGGCGGAGGCUCUGUGUGACCGAGCAGCCAUCAUGGUGUCUGGAAGGCUGAGAUGCAUCGGUUCAAUCCAACACCUGAAGAGGAAAUUUGGCAAGGAUUACUUUCUAGAACUCAGAGUGAAGGAAAUUUCUCAAGAGCCGUUAGUUCACCAGGAGAUUCUGAAGCUCUUCCCCCAGGCUGCACGCCAGGACAGGUGUUUCUCCUCGCUCACCUACAAGCUACCGGUAACAGAUGCUCAUCCUCUGUCUCAGGCCUUUCACAAACUAGAAGCAGUGAAGCAUGGCUUUAACCUAGAAGACUACAGCCUCUCUCAGUGCACACUGGACCGAGUAUUUUUGGAGCUUUCAAAGGAACAGGAGUCGGGAGAUGUUCAUGAAGAAGCGGACAUAACCAUGAGACGGAAACUCCUCCCUCCGUCAGAUGAACUGUAAAGUCCCAAACCUAAUCAUUCCACUAUUCCUCAAACUUGUUCUAUAUAGUAACUAACAGAGUUAAUAAUUUCAAAGAUGUUUUCAUGCUAACAUUAUACAUAUUUUAUCUGCUCAGUCAAUCUCAAAAUAAAAUUUAUAACUACUCAUGUCUCAAAACUUAGAGUCUAUAAGGAAAUAUAAACUACUUGUAAAGUAAAAUCACCCAGAACCAGUCCAUGGGGCUACUGCAGAGUCAAAACUACAAACUCAGUUUAAAAAAAGAAAUUAAUUUGCAAAAAUAUACUGGCUGGUUUUGUGUGUCAACUUGAUACAGGCUGGAGUUAUCACAGAGAAAGGAGCCUCCCUUGAGGAAAUGCCUCCAUGAGAUCCAGCUGUGGGGCAUUUCCUCAUUAAUGAUCAAAGGGGAGGCCCCAUCCCUGGGCUGGCAGUCCUGGGUUCUAUAAGAAAGCAGGCUGAGUAAGCUUCUUGCUCAUGAUGUUUUGUACAGGAAUAGAGACCCUAAGACAAACAAUUAUCAGAACUUUCAGUUGCAGAAACGUAUGAAGAAUGUUCUCAGAGCCCUCUUCUGCCAUACAUGGGCUCCUGCACACAUAUGUGCGUAGACAGACACUCACAUAUAAAUAAAAUAAGUAAGUUUUAAAAAGAAUAUUUGUAUAAUGGAAAAUAUAUAAAAAUUAAAUAACACCUUACAAAAGAGCCCCUAUAGUUCUUUCAUACAAAAAUUCAAUUGUAUACUUUCCUUAAUCCAUUUUUGUAGACUUGUUACCAUGUAUGGUAUACAUAUUUCCUAACUAGAUACUUAUAUUUACUGUUAUUACAUUGGAAUUUUUGUUUUGCUUUCAAACUUAAAGUAAUGUUGAAGCAUUAUAUAUUUGCAUUUAAAGUUGUGUGGCUAAUAUUCUUUGCUCAUUUACUUUUGUGUUUUAAUCUUUUUACUACUCAUUUACAGGAUUUAUAUGUAAUGAAAUAUUUUAGUGGUGUGUUUCACAGUUGAACAUCACUAUCUGGAAGGUUGAUCUGGUCAAGGGAUGCUAUGAAUUGAAAAUAUCUUACCUGACAAGUGACAGGCCAAGGUGAAAUCAAGACUCAUUAAAACCAUUGCAUCAAAUCACCUUUGGACUUUGUAUAUAAGGUGCAUUUGAAAGACACAUGAAUCACAUGCCAGGAAUUAAGUCCUAUAUCCAAGAUUUCUAAUUAUGCAUGGACUAAAAUUUCAAAAUCUGAAACACUUCAGCAUUUCUAAUAAGGGAUAGUCAGCCUGUACCACCAUUAUAACCAAAGGUUCUAUUUGCAAAUCUAUGGUAAAUAAUCAGUGUUUACUGUUCAGGAGAUAACAGUCCCUUUUAAGAGUUUAUGUAGAUAUCAGAGCCAUGAUUUUCUUGCUCUAAGAAACAUAAUGAACUUUCAGAUUUCUUGUAAAUAAAGAAAUUCUGGCUGGGGAGUGGUGUUGCACGCCUUUAAUCCCAGCACUUGGAAGGGAGAGGCAGGCAGAUUUCUGAGCUGGAGGUCAGCCUGGUCUACAGAGUGAGUUCCAGGACAGCCAGAGCUACACAGAGAAACCCUGUCUUGGGGAAAAAAGGAAAGAAAGAAAGAAAGAAAGAAAGAAAGAAAGAAAGAAAGAAAGAAAGAAAGAAAGAAAUGAAACACUGACUUCCAAGCUGCUUACUUUCCAGAGCUAAAGGGAUUAAAUUUUUAAUUAUUUUGGGUUUUAGGUUAAUGAAGACUUAUAUUUGAAUCCCUACCUGGUACUAUUGUCUAACACAUUGGACACAGCAGUUCCAAAACCUAUCAGCACCAUGGCCUCAUCUUCAACUGUAAGGUUUAUAGAGGAUUUAGGCACGGUUAUUCCUCUCCCCUCCAAACAGCAUUUUUUAUAUGUUAGCUCUCCGUUAUACCUCCUACCUUCCCACAAACUAGUCAUCAUCAUCAUCAUCAUGAUUUUGUGCAUCAAUAUUUAUUUUUUUUACCAAAGGAUUCAUAGAUUUUGAGCACGAAGCUACUUCCUUUCAAGGAGUUCUUUCGGAGAUCACCAUAAAAGACAAAAAUCUCAGGAUUUUUUUUCUGAAAAUAUAUUGCUCACUCUAUCUUUACAAGAUGAAUUAUAUUUCAGCUGGCUUGUCAUUCAGCGUUCGUACUUGUCUUUCAUUGUUUAUCAGUUUUGGUAGCUAAUAUUUCUAUUAGCUCACUAUUUUCAGUUGUUAGGCGAACUUUUUAUUGAUUAAUUUUAUGAUUUCAUCCACAUUUAUAAUUUAUGUUAGUCAUCUAUGGGUAUAAUGUAUGUUGAUCAUGAGCAUGUAUAAUGUGUUGUUCACAUACAUGUAUAAUGUAUGUCAACCAUCCAUGUGCAUAAUGUAUGUCUAUCAUGCAUGUGUAUAAUGUAUGUUGAUCAUUCAUGUGUAUAAUGUAUGUUGAUCAUUCAUGUGUAUAAUGUAUGUUGAUCAUCCAUGUAUAUAAUGCAUAUCGAUCAUUUACAUGUAGAAUAUAUGUUGCUCAUGCACGUGUAUAAUGUAUGUUGAUCAUACUAACUCUCAUUAUCUUCUCUUGUCAACUUCCCAUCCCAUUGGACUCUUUCUGCUUCCCACCUAGUUCUGCUUCUACUGUGUGUGUGUGUGUGUGUGUGUGUGUGCGCGAGACUGAGUUUAAAUCAGGUUAUAUUAUAUGAAUGGGCAAAGAUGUGGGUUGUUUACCUCAGCAUGAGCAAUUUAUCAGUGGCUACAUUGAAAAAAAGUCUUAUCUUCUGUCUAGAUUGUGUUGCUUUUUUUUUCUGUUAAUUUGAUACAAGUUACAAGUUAAUGAUUAUUAUGGAAGGGCCCAACCUACUGUGGGAGGUCUUAUCUCUGAGAAGGUGGUCUUGGAUGGCAGAAAAAAGGAGGCUGUGCAAGCUAUGGGGAGCAAGCCAGCAAGCAGCACUCCUCCAGGCACUCUGCUUCAGGUCCUGCCUCCAGUUCCUGCCUCCAGUUCCUGCCUUUAGUUCCUUCCCUGACUUCUCUCAGUUACAGAGUGUUUUGAAAAUUCUAAGAUGAAAUAAAACCUUUCCUCCCAAGUG
Molecule: messenger RNA, 8045 nt
Organism: Apodemus sylvaticus (European woodmouse)
Lineage: Eukaryota; Metazoa; Chordata; Mammalia; Rodentia; Muridae
Gene: Abca6
Product: ATP binding cassette subfamily A member 6
Exons: 39
Coding region: 134-4999 (1621 amino acids)
Biological process (GO): lipid transport; transmembrane transport
Cellular component (GO): intracellular membrane-bounded organelle; membrane
Molecular function (GO): ATP hydrolysis activity; ABC-type transporter activity; ATP binding
Source: RefSeq, a predicted model, not a curated record